AUACAUAUUAGUCAAUAGGUAUAGAGCUAACAUCAGCAUCUGUAUCCUUUAUAUCAUUGUUUUGCAUUAUCAGUCGAGUACUCGUAUAUUGAAAAUAGCGUUGCAUUUUAAUUAAUUCAAUAGCAUAUUCCAUUAUCAUUUUAGUAUUGUAUCCAAUAUGAAUGUCAGUACCAGUACGUUAGGUGUUAGAAGAAGAAAGGCCAACAAUCAAAAUAUAGACGAUGAAGAGAAUGCUGCGGUAUUAAAGCUUGGACCAGAGUUUCAACUUACUCAAAUAACCAACAAAGGAGAAGAAGAACAGUUGAUUGCAUUAAAUUUAUCCGAAUCAAGAUUAUUGAUUAGGGCGGCCUUAAAAGAACGUAAAAGAAGUAAAGGAGAUAAACAAUAUGAUUAUGAUGAUGAUGAUGAAAAUGAAAAGGAAGAUGAAAUAUCAAAUAUGGAAUUAGCAGGACCUAAUUCAAGUGAAAUCACGCGUAAAACCUUAAAUUUCUUAUCAAGUUUUGCAAGAUUUAAAAAUCAAUCAUCAACUGAUACUGUUGAAAAAUUAUUAAAUGAUUUUAGUCUUCAAUCUUCUGAACCUUUGCAUCCAUUUGAAAUAGCACAAUUAGGAACUUUAGAAUGUGAAGAUGCUGAAGAAGCUAAAUCCUUAAUUCCAAGUCUUGCCAAUAAAGUAUCUGAUGUUCAAUUACAAUCAUUACUCACAGAAUUAAGAAAGUAUCAAACUUUAUCUUAAUCUAAUUAUGUAAAUGUAUUAUACUCUAGAAGUCCCCUAAGGACUACCAUCCUCAACCACCACCAUCUCCCAGUUUCCAUACACGAAAAAUUUAAAUAUAAAAUGUACUAUAGUGAUAGGUUCUUAUGAUU
Scheffersomyces coipomensis is the source of this 864-nucleotide messenger RNA. RefSeq names its product DNA-directed RNA polymerase II subunit (gene RPB4). The transcript has a single exon. Gene Ontology annotation, cellular component: RNA polymerase II, core complex. Lineage: Eukaryota; Fungi; Ascomycota; Pichiomycetes; Serinales; Debaryomycetaceae. Gene Ontology annotation, biological process: transcription initiation at RNA polymerase II promoter. Gene Ontology annotation, molecular function: translation initiation factor binding; nucleotide binding. The coding region runs from base 158 to 733 and encodes 191 amino acids. The record is from RefSeq and is a predicted model, not a curated record.